AUGGCUGUGUACCGGGCAACCACAAAUCCCCAUGGGGAGGGAGCAAAACCUGACCUUUAUUGCUCUUCGCACCUUUUUCUCCAGCAUCACUUGCAGCAACUUCCUCCUUCUCUUUCUUCACGAAUUCAAAGAACUCGGCAACUUGACGAGCAUACCUUCACACAGCCAAUGAACCCCGUGAUUUCCACUCUGGAAAGGGAAAAGCCAGCUUUCGUGUUUUUCGUGCAAAUCGUGCAAAUAGUCGAGAGAGACCCCACCCUCCUCAGCUCUCUUACGCAACAUCAUGCGCUUGUGGCAAGUGUCGGGGCUUGCUCUGAGGUAGAUAAAGCCAUCAGGAAUAAGACCAGGCAAGCUCGAGACAACCGGGUCAAACCACGAAUCGUAUAUGCUGAUCUCCAUUUCAUUCAUCCACUUUGCCUCGUGAACAGCUCUCACAAAGACCUUUUAAGCAAGAAUUUAUUAACAAAGCUGAAGAAGCUAAAUACUUACCAUCCUAUCACUGAAAACACUUCUCUCCAUCAGCCUGAGGGGCUUAACCCCACCAGAUGA
Messenger RNA from Striga asiatica, 549 nucleotides. The record is from the annotation of a GenBank genome assembly. Lineage: Eukaryota; Viridiplantae; Streptophyta; Magnoliopsida; Lamiales; Orobanchaceae.